UGAAGGAAAAAAGCACGUAGCAUCUCUCCUUCGUCUUUAAUCAAACUGCUUCUUCCGCGAUUAGAUGGAGAGAUCACCGGAGAAUUCAAACGGAGAUGCGAUUUUCCGAUCAUUAGCAAUAUAGUUCUUCGUCGGAGAACAGAUAAUCUCAAAGUACAUCCAGAUUACCAGAGAAGGUUGAAGCGGAGGUUAUACAGUAACCGUAAUCGACGCGACGAAGAUGAAGUGAUCAAGUGAAGAGCUUCGAAGGAAGGUUAUCACCGUUAAGAUGAUGACGCCGUUGAAUUUGAUUUUAAUCGUAAUCGUAAUCGUAAUCGUAAUCGGAGGAUCCGUCUCUUCUUCUCCGGAGCGUUGCGACGGAGCAUGCGGCGGAAUGAUUCUGCCUUAUCCUUUCGGAUUCUCACACGGUUGUCCUAUCCGAUUCGAUUGUUUCGCGGCGAAGCAAGCGAGGAUCGGAGCUUUCUCCGUUCAGAACGUGACGGGAGACAGCAUAUUCGCCCGCGUCCCACACGACUGUUCCCGGAGUGUCGAAGCCAUGAAGCCUCUCUUCGGCGAGCGUUACGCGCCGACGUCGGAGAACAGCUUCCUCAUGGAGCAGUGCACGAAUCAAACCGAUGGAUGCUCGAUCAAGCAGAGGUUUCUUGAGACUCAGCUGAAGCUGCAAAGCUGCGAAGUCCAGGGGAACGUGAGCUGUUUCUCUGCGGAUACGAACUCGAGCUCGACCAAGUUUUUCAGCAUGAAGGAUUUGAGGAACAGCUCGUGCAAGAUGCUGUUUUCGUCUAUAGCUUUUGAGUCUGUAGGUGCGAGUUUGGGGAUAGCGUUGGAGUUUGAGAGGGUUAGGUUAGGUUGGUGGCUUAAGGGAGGUUGUGGAACUGGAAACUCAACUUGUGCGGCUUAUGCUAAUUGUAAGGAGGUUGAUACUCCUGAUGGCAAUGCAGGACACCGGUGCUCGUGUCCCGAGGGUUACCUUGGAGAUGGGUUCAUCGAAUCUCCUUGCAAGAAAGCAUUACCGAACUGCCGCGGUUCAAGGCUAGUCUGGAGACAUUGUAGAUCUAGCCUUGCUAUUGUUGUGGGAGGAACUGUUGGUGGAGCAUUUAUGCUAGCUGGAUUGGCUCUUUUGUUUGCUUGUAAACAGAAACGGUCUGCUUCUUUGAGAAGCCAUUUAAGCGCAAAGAGGCGUCUUUUGUCUGAAGCUACUGGCAACUCAAAUAUCGCUUUCUUCCCUUACAAGGAGGUCGAGAAAGCAACGAAUGCUUUCUCUGAAAAGCAGAGACUAGGAACAGGCGCAUAUGGUACUGUCUAUAAAGGGAAGCUCCAAAACGAUGAAUGGGUUGCUAUCAAAAGACUCAGACACAGAGACUCAGAAAGUGUUGACCAGGUCAUGAACGAGAUCAAGCUUCUUUCCUCGGUAAGCCACCCGAAUCUUGUCCGUCUCUUAGGAUGCUGUAUAGACCAAGGCGACCCGGUUCUCGUUUAUGAGUUCAUGCCAAAUGGAACUUUAUCAGAACAUCUACAAAGAGAGAUAGGGAGCGGUCUUCCAUGGACGGUGCGUCUCACUGUUGCCACCCAAACAGCUAAAGCAAUCGCUUAUCUCCACUCUGCAAUGAACCCACCAAUCUAUCACCGUGACAUCAAGUCGACCAACAUCCUUCUCGACUAUGAUUACAACUCCAAAGUUGCUGACUUUGGACUCUCUAGGCUCGGAAUAACUGAAACAUCCCACAUCUCAACGGCUCCUCAAGGGACCCCUGGCUACCUCGACCCGCAGUACCAUCAAUGCUUUCAUCUCUCCGAUAAGAGCGAUGUCUACAGCUUCGGAGUGGUUCUUGCUGAGAUUAUAACAGGGUUGAAAGCUGUUGACUUCACUCGCCCGCAUUCUCAAAUCAACUUAGCUGCUCUUGCUGUUGACAAAAUCGGAUCAGGCUGUCUUGACGAGAUUAUAGACCCGAUUCUCGACGUGCGUCUAGACGCAUGGACUCUCUCGUCAAUGCACACCGUGGCUGAGCUUGCUUUCCGGUGCUUAUCCUUCCACAGUGACAUGAGACCUACGAUGAGUGAAGUAGCCGACGAGCUUGAACAGAUACGGCUCAGCGGUUGGAUUCCAACCAUGAGCCUGGAUUCACCGACCGGAAGUGAAAAAUCAGCAUCAGUUAAAAAAGCAUCAGCAGGAAGCAGAAGACUCGUUGUCCCUCCCAAGCAACCGGAUAUCCUCGCUUUUGUCGAAGAGAAGGACGAUAGCUCACCAGUGUCGGUUCAAGAUCCUUGGUUAAGUGCACAGAGCUCACCUUCUACAAACACGUUGCUUGGUAACAUUCCAAGGUGAUAAUGAUCUUAACGCACUGUUUACCACUUGAUAAUGAUCUUUGUGUAGCUUGUCACAUCAUUUAGUGUUCAUAAUGAUAAGUAAAGAGGAGAUUAACGGUGGAGAAUACAGUUUUAUAAAUAAGUAAACGAUCUUGAAACAAGAUCUUUCAGUCAGUA
This is a messenger RNA of Brassica napus (rape), 2481 nucleotides long. RefSeq names its product wall-associated receptor kinase-like 14. Lineage: Eukaryota; Viridiplantae; Streptophyta; Magnoliopsida; Brassicales; Brassicaceae. Gene Ontology annotation, biological process: protein phosphorylation. Gene Ontology annotation, molecular function: protein kinase activity; ATP binding. The transcript is spliced from 4 exons. The record is from RefSeq and is a predicted model, not a curated record. Bases 269 to 2323 code for a protein of 684 amino acids.